Endocarpon pusillum Z07020 is the source of this 813-nucleotide messenger RNA. RefSeq lists its product as uncharacterized. The record is from RefSeq and is a predicted model, not a curated record. The transcript has 5 exons. Bases 1 to 813 code for a protein of 270 amino acids. Gene Ontology annotation, cellular component: ribonucleoprotein complex; cytoplasm; nucleus. NCBI's taxonomy places the organism in Eukaryota, Fungi, Ascomycota, Eurotiomycetes, Verrucariales, Verrucariaceae. Gene Ontology annotation, molecular function: mRNA binding.
AUGAGCGAGGUCUCGUCGACCCGGCUCUAUCUGGGCAAUCUUCCUCGCACUGCUACAAAGCAAGACAUUGAAGAACACUUCAAUAGAGAAGGAACUGGCAAGAUCACCGAGGUCAAGCUUAUGAAUGGCUUUGGUUUCAUUGAAUACGAAGAUGCGCUGGAUGCUCGAGAUAUUGUCCCAGUAGCUCACAGACCACAGGAUCUCAAAGACUUCGCCAGACAGUCUGGACUUGAUGUCGUCUAUUCCGAGACCGGUCGCGAUAGAGAUGGGAAAGGCUUUGUUGAGUUCGAAACAGCCAAAGACUUGAGCACUGCUGUUGAAAAGCUUGACAACCACGAAUUCAAAGGCACGACCGUUCACUGUGUUUCCGACAUUCAGGAAGAACGCCCACAGCGAGACAUGGGCUAUCGAUCUCGUACUCCUCCGCGUCGCUACGGACCACCAGGAUUUGACGAACCUUACGACCGUCGAGGUCCCCCUCCCCGGGGCUAUUCUCCAAGAGGCUAUCCACGCGAACGUUCACCGGGAAGAGGACGAUAUGAUGACUAUGGCCGUGACUAUGGAAGGAGAAGUCCACCACUACCAAGAGGACGAUUGGAUGACGGAUAUGGACAUGGACCACCGCCUCCACGACGAGCACCCUACGAACACGAUCCUUACGACAGACGAGGACCGCCACCUCCAGGUGGCUAUCCUGACCCAUACAGAAGUGGAGAUCCAUAUGCCAGACCACGGAGUCCACUACCAAGGUAUGGCGGUGGCGGUGGCUAUGGCGGAUAUGAAGAUGGAGCUUAUCCAAGACGAUAUUGGUAA